GGCGAAACCACCGCACACACAGACGGCCGUCCUCCCCCGACGCAGACACAACACCGACAUCCCGAGCAGGAAAGGGCUGAUACCAGGCUGAUCCAAUGGGACGCCAACUGUGGAGGAAAUAGAGGAGCACAUUUGUAUUUGAACCUCAACUCUCCUCGGUCACAUGCCCAGAUCUUCCCCACAUCCUCAUCCAAGAAUCCUCCUUACAAAACACCUCUCCACACAAUACCUUAGAGCUACAACCUAACAGACACACACCUAUCACCAGCAAUCCUACUCCCAGUUUCCUGUUUCUCUUUUGUUUCCCUCACCCGAUCGUCUCAAAUCUGUAAAGUUUGGCUUUGGAACCCCGACCCCUGACACAACUCUUCCUCACCACACCUUCCCUCUCCUGCUCUCCCUGCAAUGUCCAAUAACAGCAGUUUCCUCGGUGGCUGGGAAGCCGCUGAUUGGGCAGAGGGUACUCAGUGCCCACCAUCUGUGGGCGGGGCCACGUUUUUGAUAGUGGCAUACAGCACUGUUAUAGCCAUUGGGUUGCUAGGUAAUGCAGGCCUGGUGUUCAUCAUCGCCCGGCAACAGGAGCUGCACAAUGUCACCAACAUCCUGAUUGCCAACCUCUCAUGCUCUGACAUCCUUAUGUGUGUGGUGUGUCUGCCUGUCACUGUUAUCUACACGCUGAUGGACCACUGGGUGCUGGGAGAAGCUCUGUGCAAGGUGACUCCAUUUGUGCAGUGCAUGUCAGUGACUGUAUCUAUCUUCUCCUUGGUGCUGAUUGCUCUGGAGCGCCACCAGUUGAUCCUCCAUCCCACCGGCUGGUCCCCUGCUGCUGGCCACUCCUACCUGGCCGUAGGCUUGACUUGGCUUGUUGCCUGCUUCAUCUCCCUGCCCUUUCUCUCCUUCAACAUCCUUACUAAUGUCCCUUUCCAGAACAUCAGCCUUCCUACCAAUCCCUUCAGGGACCAUUUGAUCUGCAUGGAGCUGUGGCCCUCCGAGAGGCAUCGUCUAGCCUAUACAACCUCUCUGCUACUCUUCCAGUACUGCCUGCCGCUGCUGCUGGUGCUUCUCUGCUACCUCAGGAUCUUCCUACGCCUGAGACGACGCAGGGACAUGUUGGAGCGCAGCAGGAUGACUCGGGGAGCCCAGAGGAUCAACGCCAUGCUGGCAGCUAUAGUGGCAGCUUUCGCUCUCUGCUGGCUGCCGCUCACGGUCUUCAACACACUGUUUGACUGGCACCACCAGGCCCUACCUGCCUGCCAACAUGAUGCUGUCUUCUCCGCCUGCCACCUUACAGCAAUGGCUUCCACCUGCAUCAACCCUGUGGUAUAUGGCUUCCUGAACAGUAACUUCCAAAGGGAGCUAAAAUCAACGCUGCAGCGCUGCCAGUGUGGCAACGGACCUCCGGAAAGCUACGAGAGCUUCCCUCUUUCCACCGUGGGCAGCGAGGCCAUGACUAAAGCCACCUCCCUCAACAGGAUGGGAUCUGUGUACAUUCCCUCACCCAGACCUGAGACCGGCACAGCAGUACGUAGCUAAAAGAGACUGAGAGAGCACCAAAUACUGCUGACAAGUGGCUGAGAGGUGAUUUGCU
Molecule: messenger RNA, 1588 nt
Organism: Myripristis murdjan (pinecone soldierfish)
Lineage: Eukaryota; Metazoa; Chordata; Actinopteri; Holocentriformes; Holocentridae
Gene: npy8ar
Product: neuropeptide Y receptor Y8a
Exons: 5
Coding region: 406-1533 (375 amino acids)
Biological process (GO): G protein-coupled receptor signaling pathway
Cellular component (GO): plasma membrane; neuron projection
Molecular function (GO): neuropeptide binding; neuropeptide Y receptor activity
Source: RefSeq, a predicted model, not a curated record